UCUUGGUCAACAAUCACUGCGCAUUUCAAGGUUCUUAUGAGUCAUGACAACCCCUAUACUGUAUAGAUGUGUUAAUUGCAAGGAAAAUAUAACAGAAUUGAAUUUCGAUAUACACGAGGCAUUUUGCUGUCGAAAUGUGAUAAUAUGCCCAGAUUGUGGUGUCAGCCUUCUGAAAACAAAGUUAUUGGAGCAUCAGCUGGAUGAGCAUAGUAAAAUUAAGUGUACAUAUUGUGGCUCUUUAUUUCAAGAGUCCAGCGUUUUGGAACAUGAAUUUAUAUGCCCUAGACGACUGGUGGAGUGCGUUUUUUGUAACUUGGGGGUGACCAUAGACCUAUUAGAAGACCACGAGUACACAUGUGGUGCUAGGACAGAACGCUGCUCAGAAUGUGGGGACUUUGUGAUGCUUAAAAGCCGUCAAACUCAUCGCUGUAAGAAACCCACAGAAUGUCUUACAAACCUACAGAAUGAUCUCGAGAAAGACUUCUGUGUGGCGUUGAAUUUGCAAUAUGAAGAUUACAUUCAAAAUGUACAUUCCACAACACUCCAAAAACAUAUAGGAAGUCAGACUGACAUCACACAUCAUAAAACAACUGUUGAGAGACCGUCAAAUGAAAAUGUCGUGGAUGAAUGGGAGUCAAAUUCGAUAAUACCGUGUGAAUUUUGUCAUUCCUGUUAUUCAAUAGAUAUGAUUCAUGAACACCAAGUUUUGUGUUUACUUGAAAAUGAUUCAUUGAUGUCGGCAACAGAAGAACAGACGAAUAAACCCAACGAUUUAUGUAAUCAAGUAACUACAAAUACAGAAAGAACACCGAACUCUUGUAACAUUUCACAAGCAGCUGGAUCCUGUAUUAACCCAUCAAAAGCGUGUAGCUGAUUAAUCUAACGACCCCUUUCUGGAAUUAUAUUCAUAGUGCCGGUAGCAGCUGUUUAUUUCUUAAAUGAAGUAGAAAUAUGUAUUUUUGUAACUUGUAUACGAAAACUUCAAAUACAAAACUCAGCGAUCAAAUGCACAUAGGAUUCAAGUUGCUAUGCCUCAUAUUGGCACGGUAGCAGGGAGAUUAGUUAACAAAGAUGAGUGACAGAGGAGAAGCAAUAAUUUACAAUUGAUUGGUCACCAAUGUCGCAUUUAUUAAGUCCAUUAGUAAUGCCCAAAUUCUGUCGAUCGAAUUGCAACGCGACCACCUGUAAUCAAUCAAUUGAAACUAUCUCAGUCCUACAAGAGCUUAAUAGCGACCUGAACAGCGCACUGGUACCGUCUCAGAUUAUAAAGCUAGGUUAGGUAAACUUGAAUUUCACUGUGAGAACCAAUUUCCUGAAGAUUGCAGGUACCCCUUGUUGAAUGCCUCUAAUCACCUAACAUUGGAAUAAACCAUUUCAAAUCUUUUGGCAAACCAAACAUGCUGAAUAAUUUACGAAAUAAUAUAGUCUAUAGUGAGAACGGAAUAGCACAAAACUCAAAAUUUGGUAGAUAAGAGAAUGAAUACAGCUACGGCAAGUUGAGACCAUAUUACUUAAGGUCUGUAAAUGUACAAUAUGAUUAUUCAGCAUAUCAUAGUCAACAGGACUCACUUCAACAUGUUAUGGUUCUCUCUAUAAAUGCUAUAUCGUCAUAUGGUCGCCCUUAGCUUUGUUUGAUCCCCUCCUAUGUCCGUGGUGUAUGCUACUUGUAUUGACACCUAUAAGCAGUAUAUUAGCACCAAUUGGAAGUAGGAAGCCCGCGAUCAGGAGAUUGAAAAGACUAAAAUGAAGUGAAGAGAGAAGAAAACUAAAAGCAAUCAAAAUGACAGCAGGACUAAAGGAACAAUCAAGUUUGUCAGAAACAAUUCAAAGAAGUGCAAAUGAUGUUCUAAAUGUAUAGUUUUCACAUUUUACUAAAUCACAGAGCAAUCACACUAAUAUUGGUACCAGCAAAAGGUUUCAACAGAGUGUUACUGAACCGGAUGAAAGAUUCGGUAGACGUCCAAACUAAGUUCUAUCUAAGGAGGAAAUUGGGAAAAGUCGUUUGGAGUAUCUUCAAACUACAUUAUGAGGCGAGCGCUUGCCUGGAAUCCUGAAGGGACACAGAAAAGAGGAAGACUGAAGGAUGAAUACGGACUGGGAAGGAUUGCCCAAGAUAAAGUUGGAUGGAGAAUGCUGGUGAACAGUCUAUUCAUUAAACAAUAAAUCGGUCAUCCCACUAAGUCUUCGUUCACUACAUGUCAAUCAGCAUCAAAUGUCGUGGUAGGCAGGAGCUGGGCAUGCAUAACAUAUUUCAGCAUCUUAGUCAAUCAAUUUUUCCAGUAAUAAUCUAACAUCAGCAUUAAUUAUCUGAUUUUUAAACCAAACGUGAAUAAUACUUUCAAGUCCUCUGUCAUCAAAUAUUUACCACUUUUGAUUUCACUGAUUGAAAUCACGAGUCAAUUGAAGCUAGACGACCAUGAAAAAGCCGGAAGCACUGGACGGUCGUUUCGUCCCAGUAUGGGACUCCUCAGCAGUGCGCAUCCACGAUCCUGUCCAGUGCUUCCAGGUUUUUCAUGCUGGUCUAGCUUUAAUUGACUCAUGAUUUCAAUCUGUGAAAGUACUAUAUUGAUUAUUAAAUUCUAAAUUAGAUUGUAUCAAUUUUAUUACUUGUUAAUUAUUGACUAUCUUAUCUAUUCUAGUGAUCAAUUCUAUAAAAGUACAAUCUAAAAAGUUUCCUUUUUCCGCAUCCCAACAAUUAAAACCAACCAAUAGAAAAUCUGUUCAAUGUUCUACAUCAUCAUCGUCAUCAUCAUUAACAUUACCCCAAAACAAUACAAAACAUAUUAAAACUUUAAUGAAUCCAUUUUCUCCUUCCAGAAUAAACAACAAAACUAUUUCAACAAAUAAGAAUCAAGAUCCUUUGAAAUUAGUACGUAAUCCUUCUAAACAUUGUUUUACCACUAAAACUGUAAAUCAUUCACUUGAUUCAAAUUCAUCAUCAAAUUUACAAAAGAUAAAGAAAAAUAAUGCAAUAAAGUCUAAAGAUUUUUCUAAGUAGGAUUGAAUGAAUCAGUCAAAGAAAAAUGAUGAUGGAAUAAAUUGUCAAUGGAUCUUAGAAAUUGAUUUCGUCACUUAAAUGAUCAUUCUGUUUACUUCAAACAAAUUCAAUAUAUUUUUCCUUCUAGUACAUCAGAUUUCUUUGAUAUUAUGAUAAUUUCAAAUAGUUGAAAUCAUGAGUCAAUUGAAGCUAGACUAAUAUGGAAACAUCUGGAAGCAUUGGAUAAUGAGAGGCUAAUAGGUCAUAGUGUAGUGAACAAGAACACAGGUGGGGACAAUCGAAUGUAUUUAACACAAAAUUACAGAGCAUCUCAAUAAAAUCUGAGAACCAUAUAUGUUAAAUCGUUAAUUUGCAAAAUCUCCACCAAUUGUUUCUAAAUGCUUCAGACUUCAUUGUCCCUGCAUUUUCAUACAAAUUACAUUCUGUUCCCGCUCUUGCUUUCUUGAUCUUCCCCCAACUUCUGCUGCCAGACAUUACAUUCCUGACUCGCGUUAUAUACUACUUAUAUCAAUAUAAAUAGCACGCACCACAAUAGGUUCGAAUCUUGCAAGGCGAAAUCGUGGGUGCGCACUGCUGAAUAGUAGUCCCACAAUAGGACGAAAUGGUCGUCCAGUGCUUCCACAUUUUUCAUAUUAGUCUAGCUUCAAUUGACUCAUGAUUUCAAUUAUUGAAAUUACAAUAAGAUUUUUUGAUUGAAAUAAAUUCACUGUCCUAUUUCAAAGCUUUCUGUUAGGUCCCGAUAAACAUAAUGAAUGGUAACUUUGGGAUCCUUUUAUGGACCAAUACUAAAUGUAUAUUUUUAUCGUUUAAUUAUUAAAUAACAAAACCAUUCAUAUUCAUGUCCUUCUUAUUACAAGCUUUAUUUUGACCUAUUAACCAUUAUUAUGCGUUUGUCUAUUAGUUACUGCCUCCCGCAUUCACAGCCACAUUUGGCCAAAUUUUGUACAAAUGUUAUUUUCUAUUUUAUGGUACUUUGUGGUCGGUUUGAUUGGUAUAUAAACUCAGUAUGUUUGAAAUAUGAUGAUUCAUAUCGCAGAGGCUUGGAUUGAUGUUCAAAAUUUAACUGGCUGGGCUAGGCGGAAAGCAGGGCCUAUCAAGACACUAGGCUGCUUAUACGGGUUUACGCGUCCUUGAUCCGAUCGAUAAAUCACUGCUCUCUAAUCGGCGGUCACAAGUUAUAACACUUUCUCUUAUCAUUUUCAAAUAACUUAAAAUUAUAAAUAGUCGUAUGUUUCUAAACAAAGUUUUGAUAUUAAUUAAUCCUUGAUAUUCUUGACGUAUUAUUGUGAGAAUUUGUAUAUGAUGCAGUUCAGAUAUGCCAAUGUAGUUAAAUUGUUAUCAUCGAUAAUAUUAGAUGGUCGUUAUUACUGUAUUACAAAUUAAUUGAAAUUGAUAGUGUACUAUUGACAGCUGACUGAGUGCUUUUAUUGAUGAAACCGUAAGGUCGUGAUUUCGACCCAUGAUGAAAUUGUGGGUGCCUACUUCUAGAUAAUCCCAUAACAAGUCGAAACAGAGGUUCCUGGUCGUCAAUAAUACCCAGCGAAGAUCAAUCUGCUGCGAAUGCAACCUACAAAUUCAUAAUUUAAUUUGUUUUUUCGCAUUGUCUCGUUGUUGCUAUUUUUGAUUGAAUUUUGAUCGAUCUUAGUCCCUGUGC
Schistosoma curassoni is the source of this 4652-nucleotide messenger RNA. The record is from the annotation of a GenBank genome assembly. Lineage: Eukaryota; Metazoa; Platyhelminthes; Trematoda; Strigeidida; Schistosomatidae.